AUUAUCCCAGAUGCACCGGGUAUAAAAGGGCACUGCAGCUGGGGAGGUCAGGUUAUUCGGAGAGAGAUCAUGGAUCGAAGAGUGACAGCUAUUUCGUUGGUUAUCCUGCCGCUGCUGGGGAGCGCCUUGUGCUUCCAGGACAAGGCUCCGGUGCAGUCGAGCCUGAGCGCCGGACAGGCCAGGACGGACAAGCAGCAGCAGGUGCUGGACGAUCCGCUGGGCAGCGGACGCGGCAUCGACGAGCACCUGCUGAAGACCAUUGGUAAGGGCGGCAUCAAGCUGGUGAUGGCCUCGGGCGCCCCGACGACCACCCCGAAACCGUCAGUACAACACCAUUACUAUUAUCCACCAGAGGAUCAGCAGCACCCGCGGCAGUACGGCUACGGUCCUCCGCCUCCCUGGUCGCCAGCUCCUCCCCCUCCCCCUCCCCCAGUCUACCCGCAGCGUCCUUGGGUGCCACCACCACCUCCGGGACCAGGACCUCCGCCUCCUCCCCCGGCCCAGCCACCCUACUACAAUCCCUACUACAAUGGCUACAACUACUACGGCGGCUAUGGCGCCUAUGGAUAUGGACCCUAUGGCUAUCCCGGCUAUGGCGGCUACCCUGGCUAUCCCUACUAUCCCUACUACCGCUCCGCGGCCGGAGGCGCUGAGGUGGACAACCAACUGACUGCUCCCGAGGGCCUGACGCCCUCCGGCGUUCCCGGCGUGUUCCAGGCCAGGGCCACCCUGCUCUCCGCCCAACCGAACUUCCUCGAGGGCAGGAACAGCGCCAGCAUUGUGCCAUUGUAUCACCUGCUGCAGAUGGCCAGGGCCUAGGGUUGAAUACGGAGCAGAUGCGAACGAAUCCCUGAAUAAAUGAAGUAAUAGAUA
Drosophila biarmipes is the source of this 873-nucleotide messenger RNA. RefSeq names its product protein tfg-1. The transcript is spliced from 2 exons. The record is from RefSeq and is a predicted model, not a curated record. Lineage: Eukaryota; Metazoa; Arthropoda; Insecta; Diptera; Drosophilidae. Bases 70 to 819 code for a protein of 249 amino acids.